CACGCAACAUACAUAAACAGCUGUUGACGCACGUGUGUGCGUCAAGAGACACGUGGCGUGUUGUGUAUAUGCAAACUCGCGAGGGGAUGUUCGAUAAGAUCUUGUUUUCCACUUUUACAGUACUUCUGUUAUCGUAAUACGGUGCGACAAGGAGAGUAGAGGAAUAUCAAGUCGUUCUGAAAGUAAACAAGAUAUCCGGUGAUUAGAUAGCACUAUCAAGAAUUGAAUAUAUAGUUGGAUACGCGGUUCUCUGCGGUGCCACUUCGAGGCAGUCUUUCAAGAUGAGUCGAAACGUAGAACCCCUGGACGCAUCCGAAAUAAACAUCAAGUCAAGAACAUUGCACCAGCCGCCUCUCGACGAGUUAAUGAACGUCUUAGGAGAAGGACUGACUGCGAACUUUGCGGAGGCCGCUAUCGAGAUGGCCGACUGUCCCGAGCUCGACAAAGGGCCUUACAAUUUUUAUCGGAAAGGCUUGUGUGGCAGUCCGAUUAUUUUGGAAGUCGGUGGUCCAUCGCAUCUUCUACCAGUUGUCCAGAGAGACAAGUUCUACGACGUUAAGUCGUUGCUGCGACAGUUAAAUUACAACCAUGACACUCUUGUCAUCGGCGCAGCAGCUGGACCGUGGCCACAUACAGGCCGUAACUGCGAGCUUAUUAUGAAGUUAAACGUAACGAACGAUAAAGUCUCACCAGGGUACAGACUUAACAUGGGAGUGGCGAAUGGGACGCAUUACGCAUUUGUAAAUAAGUCCACUGGUGAGUGCAUACUCGAGCGAGUAGCUGCUGAUAAGGAUGAAACAACCUUCGCGUUGCUGGCCAAUCUGUAUGUGUGUGAGGGCAAGCCAGGGAAAGUUAUAAAAGUACGCGCUAAGAAACGUACCGGCAACCUGGACUUUAUAGCGUGCAUGCAGAAAGCGUUGGAGAAACGUUACGGGGACAAGCUCGUAGGUCUGGGUGGUAUGUUCGAGGUGAAGAAUGGAAAAGUGAAGCAGCAUAUUAUGCCAGAUUUUUCGGACACCCCGUUGACGACUGAGGCCCAGCUUAACAACUGGCUACAUUUCUACGAAAUGGAGACUCCUCUGAUAGCUGUCGGCACAUUUGUCAGCGCUGAGACAGAUUUAGAUCUCAGAGUGCAGCAUUUCCAUAGUGCUUACGAAGAGAACAAGUUGGGUGGACAUUAUCACAACGAUACAACGCCGGACACUAUUGAAUACGAGGGUUACUUCAAUGUGGCAGCUACGCUUUAUCGUGUCGAUCAACCGCUCAAUAAACUGCAGUUUGGAAAAGAUUAAUUACUUAUCUGCACGUCAAAUUUUUACAACAUUUUAAACUUUACAUCAAUGAAAACUUUAUGUUAGUAACAUAAGUAAAUACGCUGAUAAUAUAUUUUGUUAAAAUUUAUACAAAUUUAUCUAAGAAAUUCCAAUGAUAAAGAAAUAAACGUA
Vollenhovia emeryi is the source of this 1445-nucleotide messenger RNA. Its product is annotated as ester hydrolase C11orf54 homolog. Gene Ontology annotation, cellular component: nucleus. The transcript is spliced from 7 exons. NCBI's taxonomy places the organism in Eukaryota, Metazoa, Arthropoda, Insecta, Hymenoptera, Formicidae. Bases 282 to 1292 code for a protein of 336 amino acids. Gene Ontology annotation, molecular function: hydrolase activity, acting on ester bonds; zinc ion binding. The record is from RefSeq and is a predicted model, not a curated record.